UUUGUAGUAUCACUCGCUACCUCUGUCACCGCUCCACCACCGCAGCCUCGCAACCUGUCAUCCGCAGCCCGGGCGACCUCUUGUCCCUGCAAGAUGGCGGAGAACGAGAGCCUGGAAACCAUCACUGAGCACGAGAGGAUCCUGCAGGAGAUCGAGAGCACUGACACGGCUUGUGUGGGGCCCACCUUACGCUCUGUGUAUGAUGACCAGCCAAAUGCACACCAAAGGUUUAUGGAGAAGUUAGAUACCCGGAUUAAAAAUCAUGACAAGGAAAUAGAGAAAAUGUGUAAUUUCCAUCAUCAAGGCUUUGUGGAUGCAAUAAAUGAACUUCUUAAAGUAAGGGCAGAUGCUGAAAAACUAAAGGUCCAAGUUACUGAUACUAACCGAAGACUUCAGGAUGCUGGAAAAGAGUUAAUUGGUAAAACGGAAGAAAGUAUCAGAUGUAGAAUUCAACAAAGAAAUAUUGCAACUGUAGUCGAUAGACUUCAAUUGUGUCUUCCAGCACUGGAGAUGUACAGCAAACUAAAGGAACAGAUGAAUGGGAAAAGAUACUACUCUGCACUUAAAACAAUGGAACAACUAGAAAAUAUGUAUCUACCUAAAGUUGGCCAAUAUCGUUUUUGUCAAAUAAUGGGUGAAAAUCUUCCUAAGUUAAGAGAAGAGAUCAAGGAGAGUUCCAUGUCAGGCCUUAAAGAUUUCUUAGAGAGCAUCAGGAAACAUUCAGAUAAAAUAGGAGAGACUGCAAUGAAGCAGGCGCAGCAGCAGAAAACCUUUCACGUUGCAGUGCAUAAACAAACCAAUAUGAAUUACAAAAGACCUAUAUAUGUAAUAAAUGGGCACAUUUCUGAAGAAGAAAGUAAAACAAAACCAAAGUAUGAAGAUGAAGACUCAGAGGAAGAGGUCUUAACUGUUCAGGACUUAGUAGAUUUCUCCCCUGUGUAUAGAUGUCUUCAUAUCUACUCUGUUUUGGGUGAUAAAGAAAUAUUUGAAAGUUACUACAGAAAACAAAGACGAAAACAAGCAAGAUUAGUCCUGCAACCUCAGUCAAACAUGCAUGAAACAGUUGAGGGUUAUAAAAGAUACUUCAGUCAGAUUGCAGGAUUCUUUGUAGUAGAAGACCACAUUUUGCAUGUAACACAAGGUCUAGUAACUGGAACGUACACCACUGAGUUAUGGAACAUGGCCCAAGCGAAGAUUAUAGCUGUUCUCCGAACACACUCAUCAUACUGCACUGACCCUGAUCUUGUUUUGGAGCUGAAGAAUCUGAUCGUUGUGUUUGCUGAUACUUUACAGGGCUAUGGUUUUACUGUAAAUAGAUUGUUUGAUCUGUUGUUUGAAGUAAGAGAUAAAUAUAAUGAGACGCUUCUUAAGAAAUGGGCUGGGAUAUUCAGGGAUAUUUUUGAUGCAGAUAAUUAUAGUCCAAUUCCUGUAGCAAAUGAAGAUGAAUAUAAAAUCGUGAUUAGCAAAUUUCCGUUCCACAAUCCAGAAAUUGAGAAGCAUCCAUUUCCAAAGAAACUACCAAUGUCACAUUCAGUUCCUCAGAUUUACGUAAACGUCAAAGAAUUUAUUUAUGCAAGCCUUAAGUUUUCAGAGUCAAUUCACCGGAGUUCUACAGAAAUAGACGACAUGCUUAGAAAAUCAACUAAUUUGCUUCUUACAAGAACAUUAAGCAGCGGUUUGCAAAACCUCAUCAGAAAACCUCAUAUAGGUUUAACAGAGCUGGUGCAAAUCAUCAUAAACACUACACACCUGGAGCAAGCCUGUAAAUACCUGGAGGACUUUAUCACAAAUAUUACAAAUAUUUCACCCGAGACAGUACACACAACGCGACUUUAUGGGCUGUCUACUUUUAAGGAUGCAAGGCACGCCGCAGAAGAAGAAAUAUACAUCAAACUGAACCAAAAAAUUGAUGAAUUCAUUCAGCUCGCAGACUAUGAUUGGACGAUGUCGGAGCCUGAUGGAAGAGCCAGUGGAUAUCUAAUGGAUCUAAUUAAUUUUUUAAGAAGCACAUUUCAAGUUUUUACUAAUUUGCCUGGGAAGGUUGCACAGACAGCCUGCAUGUCAGCCUGCAAACACUUAUCUACAUCACUGACUCAGAUGCUGCUGGACGGUGAUCUGAAACAGAUAAGCAUGGGAGCCAUUCAACAGUUUAACCUAGAUGUUAUACAGUGUGAAUUGUUUGCAAGUUCAGAUCCUGUCCCAGGAUUUCAAGAAGACACUCUGCAAUUAGCAUUCAUCGACCUUCGACAAUUGCUGGACCUCUUUAUGGUUUGGGAUUGGUCAACAUAUCUAGCUGACUAUGGACAACCUACUUCUAAAUAUCUAAGGGUGAAUCCGAGCACAGCUUUGAUAUUAUUGGAAAAGAUGAAAGACAGCAACAAGAAGAAUAAUAUAUUUUCUCAGUUCAGAAAGAAUGAUCGAGACAAGCAAAAGUUAAUAGAAACUGUAGUCAAACAGCUCAGGAUCCUGGUUAAUGGGAUGUCACAGCACACAUAGAGCCAAGCUCUGCACGUCAAAGCUGCAAAUCAUGUCGUUUUGUUUUCAUUUUAUCCGGCAAAUAGCAAACGCUUAAUUAUGUUGAGGGCCUGAUUGUUACAAUGAAAAUGUUGUGUUCAGGGUUUCUUAUUAAAUUUGCAUUUUAUAUAUCACAGACAAGUUGUAUUAAACAGUACUGUAAAAUAAAAAAAACAUACAAAUGUACAGUUGAUAAGAAAUGUAAAUAUGUUAUAUAAUACUCUUGCUUACAAACAAACCCCAUGCUACGUUUAUGUUUCGGAAGUUAACAGAAAGUUACUAGAGUUUUUACAUUCAGAUUUGAAGCUAUGAAUAUUGGAUGUUGAACUAUUUGGAUGACAGGAAGGAAUGAAAUCCAGUGCUACUGAAUGGGUUGAAGUCUUCUCUUGCUGUUAAAGGGACAUUAAACACUUUGAGAUGGUAAUAUAAAAUGAUAAAUCAUAUAUUUCAAAAGAAAAACUCUGCAAUAUACUUGGGAGCUUUUCAGUUCCUGUUACAAAUGAAGUGCAGAACAUUUAUAUUCCACAAAGCCAUUGGCUGCACACUCUAGUGACCUAUUUUAACUGUCCCUAAUUGGCCACAGCAGAUAAGGUAACCUAAGUUACAACAUGGCAGCUCCCAUUGUUUUAUAGACACUAAAACUACACUUAUUUUGUCAAUAUUUAAAUGAAACUUUAAAAAAAAUGCAUCUACGUGUUAUUCUCAGACUAAUCUUUUCUUUGAAUGCAUGAUUCUAUCUAGCAUUUAUUUAGUGUUUAAUGUCCCUUUAAGGCGACAGGAUGGGAUUUAGGGCAAUAUACUUUUGUGAUGCACAGUAUUCAUUUUCUGAUCUAUUCAGGUUGCGCUUAGGUUUUAAAGUGUUUUCAUACCCAAGUGUAAUAAAUUGAACAAAUAUUGUAGUAAUACAAUCCAUUGGUUCCUGUUUCUCAGGGUUUUGUUUUUGAAUUGUACUCUGUAUAUAUUUAAUUUGUAUUGCUCUAUAUUUGAAACCUGAAAAAUUAAAAACUGUUGACAAAA
This is a messenger RNA of Bombina bombina (fire-bellied toad), 3531 nucleotides long. RefSeq names its product exocyst complex component 6 (gene EXOC6). Gene Ontology annotation, biological process: intracellular protein transport; Golgi to plasma membrane transport; exocytosis. NCBI's taxonomy places the organism in Eukaryota, Metazoa, Chordata, Amphibia, Anura, Bombinatoridae. The coding region runs from base 94 to 2496 and encodes 800 amino acids. The transcript is spliced from 22 exons. Gene Ontology annotation, cellular component: exocyst; membrane. The record is from RefSeq and is a predicted model, not a curated record.